ACCCCGACAUGUCUGCGUUCGCCGAGUUCGUCCCACCUCCUGAAUGCCCGGUGUUUGAACCGAGUUGGGAGGAUUUCUCGGAUCCUUUAGGAUUUAUCAACAAGAUCCGACCCAUCGCAGAGAAAACGGGGAUCUGCAAGAUCCGGCCACCGGAAGACUGGCAGCCUCCCUUUGCCUGUGAUGUACGCAACUUCCGCUUCACUCCCAGAGUGCAAAGACUGAAUGAACUAGAGGCUCUCACUCGGGUUAAGCUCAACUUUUUGGAUCAGAUUGCAAAGUUCUGGGAAUUGCAGGGAUCUAAGAUUCGAUUCCCUCACGUGGAGAGAAAAAUCUUGGACCUUUAUCAACUCAGCAAGAUAGUUUCAUCUGAGGGCGGCUUUGAGACGGUGUGUAAAGACAAGACAUGGUCCAAAGUGUCGAGCCGAAUGGGGUUUCCACCCGGGAAAGGCAUCGGUUCACUUCUACGCUCACACUAUGAGAGAAUACUUUACCCCUAUGAGCUCUUCCAGUCAGGGGCAACACUUACUGGCCGCCACCGAUUCUAUGAUGAAGGGAAUGGAGAAGAAAUGGACGAGGGAGUUGGUGAGAACGGUGGAGGAAGACGAACAAGAGAUGAAGAGGAGAAGGAGAACAGGGACGGCGAUGCAACACAAACCAAAGAUCGACUUCUGCCUGAGAGACGAUCCAGGCGCCUGAAGUCUGAGAGGGAAAACAAGGAGCCGAAAGGCCUCAAAAUCUUCUCAACAAGCCCCAAGAUGGUCGGCCUGGAGAUUGUAUCAGCUGAUGAUGGAUUCAAUAAGCGGCAGCGUCACCUCAAAGCUCAGGCUUUUGCCAUCAAAAUGAGGCCUCGCAAGGAGACUCUGGAGGUGAACUUUAUUGACCUCUAUCUCUGCCUGGUGUGCGGACGAGGCGAUGAGGAGGACCGGCUGCUGCUGUGCGACGGCUGCGACGACAGCUACCACACCUUCUGCCUGAUCCCACCGCUGCAGGAUAUACCCAAAGGGGACUGGCGAUGCCCGAAGUGUGUUGCUGAGGAGUGCAGUAAGCCCAGGGAGGCAUUUGGCUUCGAGCAGGCAGUGAGGGAGUACACUCUGCAAGGCUUUGAGAUGGCCGACCACUUCAAGUCUGACUAUUUCAACAUGCCUGUACAUAUGGUUCCCACUGAGUUGGUAGAGAAAGAGUUCUGGCGUCUGGUCAGCAGCAUCGAGGAGGACGUCAUUGUGGAGUACGGCGCCGACAUCAGCUCCAAGGACGUCGGCAGCGGGUUCCCUGUCAGAGACGGCAAGAGGAGGCUGCUUGGAGAUGAGGAGGAGUAUGCCAACUCCGGCUGGAACUUGAACAACAUGCCUGUGCUCGAGCAGUCUGUGCUCACCCACAUCAACGUAGACAUCUCAGGCAUGAAGGUGCCCUGGCUGUACGUGGGCAUGUGUUUCUCCUCGUUCUGCUGGCACAUUGAGGACCACUGGAGUUACUCCAUCAAUUUCUUACACUGGGGUGAACCUAAGACUUGGUAUGGGGUGCCAGCCUCUGCAGCGGAGAAGCUGGAGGCUGUAAUGAAAAAGCUGGCCCCGGAGCUGUUCGACUCCCAGCCUGACCUCCUCCAUCAGCUGGUCACCAUCAUGAAUCCCAACGUCCUCAUGGAACAUGGCGUCCCCGUAUGUCGCUCUGGUGUACAGAAAAAUCAAUGUGCAGGGGAGUUUGUGGUUACUUUUCCCAGAGCUUACCACAGCGGCUUCAAUCAGGGCUAUAACUUUGCUGAGGCUGUGAACUUCUGCACAGCGGACUGGUUACCAAUGGGUCGCCAGUGUGUUGCUCAUUACCGGCGGCUCCACCGGUACUGUGUGUUUUCCCACGAGGAGCUGCUGUGCAAGAUGGCCGCUGAUCCAGAGAGCCUGGACGUGGAGCUAGCUGCAGCCGUCUUCAAAGAAAUUGGGGAGAUGAUGGAAGAAGAGACCAAACUGCGACAGGCUGUCCAGGAAAUGGGGGUGCUUUCAUCAGAACAAGAGGUCUUUGAGCUUGUUCCAGAUGAUGAGCGGCAGUGCCACAAGUGUAAGACGACCUGUUUCCUGUCGGCGCUGACGUGUUCCUGCAGCCCCGAUCGGCUGGUGUGUCUGCACCACGCGGCAGACCUCUGUGACUGUCCCCUCGGCAACAAGUGUCUUCGUCGCUACGAUCUCGAGGAGUUUCCUUCUAUGCUGUACGGAGUGAAGACUCGGGCGCAGUCCUACGACACAUGGGGGAAGAGGGUCAAUGAGGCUUUGGCUGCUGACCAGAAAAACAAGAAAGAUCUCAUUGAGCUCAAGGUUUUGCUGGAGGAUGCAGAGGACAGAAAAUAUCCUGAAAACACUUUGUUCCGCCGCCUGCGGGAGAUGGUCAAAGAGGCGGAGACGUGCUCCUCUGUCGCCCAGCUGCUGCUCAGUCGCAAGCAACGGCACAGUGGCCGCCUGCGUUCCGAAAGCAGUCGCAAUCGUACUAAACUGACUGUGGAUGAGCUGAAAGCCUUUGUGGACCAGCUCUACAGGCUGCCUUGCAUCAUCAGUCAGGCGCGGCAAGUCAAAGAGUUGCUGGAGAACGUGGAAGACUUCCACGAGCGUUCUCAGGUGGCGCUGUCAGACGAGAUGCCCGACUCCUCCAAGCUGCAGGCGCUGCUGGACCUGGGCAGCGGGCUCGACGUCGAGCUGCCAGAGCUGCCAAGACUCAAACAGGAGCUCCAGCAGGCUCGCUGGCUCGACGAGGUGCGCAUUACCCUCGCUGAGCCCCACCGCGUCACUCUGGAGCUGAUGAAGCGGCUGAUCGACUCUGGCGUGGGCCUGGCUCCCCACCACGCGGAGAAGGCCAUGGCUGAACUCCAGGAGAUCCUCACCGUCUCAGAGAGAUGGGAGGAUAAAGCUCGUGCCUGCCUGCAGGCCAGGCCUCGUCACAGCAUGGUAACCCUGGAGAGCAUAGUCCUGGAAGCCCGGAAUAUCCCAGCAUAUCUGCCUAAUAUUCUGGCUCUGCGAGAGGCCUUACAGAAAGCCAAGGACUGGUCUGCCAAGGUGGAGGCCAUCCAGAGUGGCAGCAGCUACGCUUACUUGGAGCAGCUGGAGAGUUUGCUGGCAAGGGGUCGAUCGAUCCCCGUUCGGCUUGAUCCGCUGGCUCAAGUGGAGUCUCAGGUGGCUGCAGCCCGAGCCUGGAGAGAGAGAACGGCUCGCACCUUUCUCAAGAAGAACUCUACCUACACACUGCUUCAGGUGGGUUCUCAGUCCCGUGUGGACAUUGGAGUGUAUGGCAACAGCAAGAGCAAGAGAAAACGUGUCAAGGAGCUGAUGGAGAAGGAGAGAGGCGGCUUCGAUCCUGACGCUCUCAGUGACCUGGAGGAGAGCCUGGAGGAGGUGCGCGACCCUUCGACUGUUGUUGCAGCCUUUAAAGCCAAAGAGCAAAAAGAGGUGGACGCCAUCCACUCGCUACGGGCCGCCAAUUUAGCCAAGAUGGCCAUGGCAGACCGCAUCGAGGAGGUCAAGUUCUGCCUGUGUCGAAAAACUGCCAGCGGCUUCAUGCUACAGUGCGAACUGUGUAAGGACUGGUUUCACGGCGCGUGUGUGCCGCUGCCGAAGACGGGAACCCAGAAGAAACUAGGCGUGGGGUGGCAGAGCAACAGCAAAGAGUCCAAAUUCCUGUGUCCGCUGUGCCAGCGGUCGAGGCGGCCGAGACUAGAGACGAUUCUGUCGCUGCUGGUUUCGCUACAGAAGCUGCCGGUGCGUCUGCCCGAAGGAGAAGCUCUGCAAUGUUUGACAGAGAGAGCGAUGAGCUGGCAGGACAGAGCACGGCAGGCUCUUGCCACAGACGAGCUGUCCUCAGCGCUGGCAAAGCUGUCUGUACUAAGUCAGCGCAUGGUGGAGCAGGCGGCGCGGGAGAAAACGGAGAAGAUCAUCAACGCUGAGCUGCAGAAAGCUGCAGCCAACCCCGAUUUGCAGGGCCACAUCCAAACGUUUCAGCAGUCGGGGUUCAGCAGAGCCACGUCCCCGCGCCCGUCUGUGGACUACGACGAUGAGGAGACGGAUUCAGAUGAAGACAUCAGGGAAACUUAUGGUUAUGACAUGAAGGACCCAGGCGAGGUGAAGCCCUACCUGUUCUGCGAUGAGGAGAUUCCUGUUAAAUCUGAGGAGGUGGUCAGUCACAUGUGGCCUGCCGCCACGCCGUCCUUCUGCGCUGAACACGCCUACUCCUCAGCCUCCAAGUCCUGCGUGCAAAAUGUGAGCACACCCAGGAAGCAGCCCAGGAAGACGCCGCUGGUCCCCCGCACUCUGGAGCCGCCGGUGCUGGAGCUGUCCCCGCAGGCCAAGGCCCAGCUGGAGGAGCUGAUGAUGCUGGGAGACCUGCUGGAGGUGUCCCUG
Molecule: messenger RNA, 4373 nt
Organism: Salarias fasciatus (jewelled blenny)
Lineage: Eukaryota; Metazoa; Chordata; Actinopteri; Blenniiformes; Blenniidae
Product: lysine-specific demethylase 5A-like
Biological process (GO): chromatin remodeling; regulation of DNA-templated transcription
Cellular component (GO): nucleus; chromatin
Molecular function (GO): DNA binding; histone H3K4me/H3K4me2/H3K4me3 demethylase activity
Source: RefSeq, a predicted model, not a curated record